This is a messenger RNA of Apus apus (common swift), 1061 nucleotides long. RefSeq lists its product as uncharacterized. Lineage: Eukaryota; Metazoa; Chordata; Aves; Apodiformes; Apodidae. The record is from RefSeq and is a predicted model, not a curated record.
AUGGCAUUGGUGGAAAAGGGAAGAGCAGCUGAUGUCAUCUACCUGUACCUGUGCAGAGCCUUCCACACUGUCCUGCAUGACAUCCUGGUAUCAAAACUGGAACAGUACGGACUGGAUGGAUGGACCACUCGUUGGCUGUUCACCCCUGGCAGCAACUUGGGGGUCCUGCUGGGGGAAGCCCAGGGCUGCCUCCUUCCCUGCCCCCUGGAGCUGUGUCUGCUUCUGGAGGAGAGGAAUCCUCUGACCUUCUCCUGUCCCUCUGCAGCAGGAAGGCAGGAAGGGAGCCCAGCUCCAGUGCUGGGCUGUCCCAAGGUUGGGUACCACCGGGUCUGCUACCACCUCCCAAGGGAGGAGGGGAACUGGGAGUGGAGCCUGGAGCACUGGUCCUCCCUUGGGGCCUCGCUUGCUGUGCCCCAGAGGGACUGGGAAUUGGAGUUUCUUGGGUGCCUCAGGGGCAACACUGAUGAUUGGCGGGGGCUGAAGAGAUGGGAUGAGCACCUGGAGUGGAAUCCUAGGGGGGUGCUGAGAAGAUGGUCUCUUCCUGAGCCGUGGACAUCCCAGGAGUGCCAGGUGCUCCCAGCUCUGGCCUCAUCUCUGCAGCAGGGCCCCAGCUCUGCUGGGGCACAACUGGUGGAGAAAGGACCUUCCCCGGGCUCAGCACUUGCAGCUUCAUCUCUUGCCUGGUGCUCUGGGUUGCUCCUGAUCUCCACAGACACUCCCUGCCAGGCCUCAGGGAGAGAAGUGGUAGGAAGGGGAGGCACUGGAAGCUGCUGUGGAGCUGCCUGGACCUGGGGUUAGGCAAGGAGCUGGUUUCCUUCUCCUCCUGGGACCAUCCCAGGAGUCACUUUGUGUCUUUCACAGUUUUUAACUACCCGAUUUAUUUCAAAAAGGUGAAGCAGCAGCUGCUGGAUACGACAGGUGCAGAAAGCUUGGCCGAGGUCCCACCACCCUGCAGGGCAGAGGGGACGUCUCCAGGGUGGGACGUGGCCCUUGGGAGGCACCUGUGAGGGUGGCUCCAGCUGGGAUUAUUUAAUUAAUCCAUGAUAAAACAUGUGACCUCC